GCGGAGGGCUGCGGAGGGGGGGGAAUGGAGAUGGGGCUCGGGCGACUCGUGGCACCUUAGGAACAAACAGCUGCAGGAGCUUACAUGUCAAAAGCGCUGAAGCUGGGGGGCAAUGAGGCGCUAGCUCUUCCCGUCUGUAGAGUUCACCCUACAGAGAGAGAGGGGGGCGGUUAGGGGAGGGGGGGACUGAUGACGGCCUCGUUGGGCGACACGUGGCUUACAGGGGUCAAGAAGGUGUGCCAGAGCUCGCGUGUCAAUAACGUAAACGCUGGGGGGCAUUCAGGCGUUCGUUACUCUCGUUUGUGGAGUUUACCCUGCACAAGGGAGAGAGUGGAGGGGGGUGAGGGGCGGAGGGGGCCAGCGGACGACCUCCUUGGGCGACACGUGGCUUGCUGGGGAGAAGAGCCUGCAGGUGCUUACGUGUCAACAACGCUGAGCGCUAGGGGCAUUCUGUUUCUUGUAGUUUUCGUCUAGGGGUCACCCUGCGGAGAGAGGCUGGGGUGGGUUGGGCGCGGAGGAGGGGGAGACUCGGAAAGGAGGGAAGCGAGGCCAUAUCGACACGUGGCAUGCUGAGAAGGCAUUGGCUCUAAAAGGGGAUAUAAGGAGAAGCCGGCUGGGCAAAGGGUUGCUCAGGGUGCGGAGGUGAGUUGCAGGUCGGUGUGGUCAUUAUGGAAGAGGCCAGCCUUCCUGUCAUUCCGCGCCGAGCCCUUGGCUCGCAGGGCAUGAUGACGUCAGCACAAGGGUUGGGGUGCGCGGGUUUAACCGGGUUCUAUGGGGAGCCGCGGCCCGAGGAGGAGAUGGUGAAGCUGAUCCGUCAUGCUGUCGACCUCGGGCUGACGUUCUUUGACACGGCGGAGUUGUACGGACCGUACACGAACGAGCUUCUGCUGGGAAAGGCGCUGUCUCCGAUCCGGGACAAAGUCGAGAUCGCUACCAAGUUCGGGAUGAUGUUCGAUCCCGACAAGGGGGUGGUGGUGAACGGCUCCCCGGAGUAUGUGCGCGCAGCGGCGGAGGCUUCGCUCAAGCGCUUGCAGACUGACUACAUCGACCUGUACUACGCGCACCGCAUCGAUCCGACGGUCCCGAUCGAGGUGACGAUGGGGGAGCUGAAGAAGCUGGUGGAGGAGGGGAAAGUGAAGUACCUGGGGCUGUCGGAGGCCACGGCGGAGACCAUCCGCCGCGCGCACGCCGUUCAUCCGAUCACGGCAGUGCAGCUGGAGUGGUCGCUGUGGGAGCGCGGGGUGGAGCCGGAGAUUGUACCCGUCUGUCGGGAGCUGGGCAUCGGGAUCGUGGCGUACAGAGCGCUCGGUUGCGGCUUCUUCUCUGGCCAUGCGAUGGAGGAAAAACUGGACAAGCUGUGGAAGAACGACCUCCGGCACAGCGACCCCAGGUUUCAGCAGGCGGACAAGAACAGAGUCUUCUACGAGAGGCUCAAAGCCAUGGCGGACGCGAAGGGCGUCAAGCCAGGCCAGCUGGCGCUCGCAUGGGUGCAUCACCGCGGGAACGACGUCUUUCCGAUCGCCGGGACCACCAAAAUCGGCCACAUGGAAGACAACAUCCGAUCAGUGGCCAUUGCCCUCUCCAAAGAAGAGAUGGAGGAGAUGGAAGCCGCCGUGCCCGUACAGGAGGUAACGGGAGAGCGUUAUGGCGCGCAAGUUAUGUCGAGCUCCUGGGAGAAGGCGCAGCCAGCGCAGACGCCCCCGCUAGACACGUGGCUUGCCAGUCGUCAAGCUACUAAUUAGCACUCGGUGCCUCAUCAUCAUCAUCAUCGUCAUCAUCAAUCACCUAAUCGGAGGAAGGGCAAGGAAUACAGGUUGGAGAGAGGGAGACGACCAGGCAUGUGUCUCUAAUCGGACUCAUCAGAAAUCAAAGGGCCAGUUGGGGGGGGGGAGGGGGAGGGUAAUGAUCACACGGAGGGUGGACGUCGUUCAGAGACAUGCCGACUGUGCCGCUCCUCCAGAUCUCCAUCUUCGUCACAAGGGGGGGUGAUGAUCACACGGAGGGUCUAGGAGGCCGACGUUGACGAGAGCGGGACGAGAGAUGCAGCUGUUUCUGGCACAGAAAGGAAGGGGGCCGGGAGAAGGGGGUAGAGGGUAGGGGGAGGGGGGAGGGGUUAGGGAGGGUAUAGAUCAGACGGAGUAUGAACGUCGUAGAGACAUGUCGAGUGUGCAGCUCGCCCAAAUUCCCCUGCCGCUCCGCCAACUACGCAUGGACGCCACUGUGUCAAAAUGGGGCCGACAUAUGACGAGAGAUGAACGAGAGAUGCAGCUUUUUUUUUUUCUGGCGAAGAUACGUGGGGGGAGGGGAGGAGGGGGGAGGAAGGAAAUAAAGAGAAAAUGACACG
Molecule: messenger RNA, 2344 nt
Organism: Chara braunii
Lineage: Eukaryota; Viridiplantae; Streptophyta; Charophyceae; Charales; Characeae
Source: the annotation of a GenBank genome assembly